Messenger RNA from Owenia fusiformis, 1843 nucleotides. The record is from the annotation of a GenBank genome assembly. NCBI's taxonomy places the organism in Eukaryota, Metazoa, Annelida, Polychaeta, Sabellida, Oweniidae.
UGAAUGUAUGCCAUAUACCGCGUAACAGAUAUGCUUAAAUCGAUAAGUCACCGAAAGAGCUAAGAAUUUCUGUUAAGAGUUCGAUCCAGAUUGUAUUUAUUCAAUGUUGGUAUAUCGGUGCACUGCCAGACGUUCGUUCAAGAGGCGAAAGUAAACAAUAGUACCGCUUAUUUGAAGAAAACACAUAUCAUUCAGUACAGAUUGACACAACUUAACCAACAUAACACCUGAUCUUCAAAAUGGUAAAAGCAAAAAAGUUUAUUCUAAAGGCGCCGUUUGACGGCUUUCCAAAACGAAGUGACUUCGAACUUCAGGAAGAGGAUCUCCCAGCGUUGAAGGAUGGAGAAUACCUUGCAGAGGCAUUGUUUCUUAGCGUGGACCCCUAUAUGAGAGGAUAUAUGGCCAGAUUACCACCUCGUUCAGUAAUGAUAGGAAUCCAGGUAGCAAAGGUGUUGGAAAGUAGAAACAAGGACUACACCCCUGGUGAACUUGUUGUACUGCAGUCAGGUUGGAGGACGCAUACCAUAUCAGAUGGGAAAACGAACGGUGACUACAAACUACCCCCAAUGGGCGACCUGAGUCCUUCACUGGGAUGUGGAUCUGUUGGGAUGCCAGGUAUGACUGCCUAUUUCGGGUUCCUAGAAUUGUGCCAACCUAAGGCAGGUGAGACAGUAGUGGUAUCUGGCGCGGCAGGAGCUGUAGGAAGCCUGGUUGGACAAAUUGCAAAAUUAAAGAAAUGUAAAGUGAUUGGGUAUGCUGGAACUGAUGCAAAGUGUAAAUGGCUGAAAGAAGAACUCGGUUUCGAUCAUGCUUUCAACUAUAAAACUAAGGACAUAGGGCAGUCUCUAAAGGAAGCGGCUCCUGAAGGAGUUGACUGCUAUUUUGAUAAUGUUGGUGGCAUGACUGCGGUGACAGUGAUGAAUCAUAUGAAUCUAUUUGGCAGGAUUGCGAACUGUGGCUCCAUCUCAUCUUACAAUGAUACAGAAGUUGCAACGGGUCCUUAUAUAUUCGCGCUGAUGGUCAGACAACAACUCCGCAGUGAAGGGUUUAAUGUACUCCGAUGGAGAGAUAGUUGGCCUAAAGGAUUGAUGCAAAUGAUAGAGUGGAUAAAAGAGGGUAAGGUGAAAGUCAGGGAGCACGUGACAUAUGGCUUCGAGAAAAUGCCAGAGGCUUUCAUGGGAAUGCUUCGCGGAGAAAACACUGGGAAGGCAGUAGUUGCUGCUAAGUAAUCGUAGAAAUACCAACAAAACUUGGACAAACCAUGCCAUGAACUACAAAAAAUGAAGACACACAUCAACCUUGGUCUAAAGCUACAUCACUUCUAGCUGGUGGUUGCAAUGUAGUCCAAUGGCGGUGAAAGUGCCUCGUAUUUUUGGAGAUUAUAAAUGUUAUUUCAAAAGGACAUCAAACGCAUGCAUUUUUAUGACAACUGUGAUUUGGUACAAGCAAUACUGUCAUUUAAAAGUGUUAAUUUCUAUUUAAGUAUACUAUUAAUUGAGGGUAGUUGGAUUGACCAGCAGGGCAUUUUAAUAUAGGCCUCUCGUAUAUACAUAAUCACUGUGAUAAUACAUGUGGAAUAUGUAUAGGCUAAAAUCUGAAAUAUUUAAUAAACAAAGAAAUAUGUAACUACCACUACCAUCUGUUUAUGAAUAUAGAGCAAGGCCUCUAUCAGUCAUCAUCCACACUAGAGAUGCUUGCAAUUCAGAUGCUUUCAGCAUAAGACCAAGUUACCAUUGCAUUAAAAACAAAGAAAAAGAAAAAACGUAUUCUUUUUUGGGGAAUUUAUUGUGUAACCAUUUACUUUUACACCGCUAUAUUCAUAGAAAAAUUAAUACAUUUUACU